This is a messenger RNA of Corapipo altera (White-ruffed manakin), 1581 nucleotides long. It is a transcript of the gene SRPRB, whose product is annotated as SRP receptor subunit beta. The transcript is spliced from 8 exons. Gene Ontology annotation, cellular component: signal recognition particle receptor complex. The record is from RefSeq and is a predicted model, not a curated record. Bases 21 to 785 code for a protein of 254 amino acids. Gene Ontology annotation, biological process: protein targeting to ER. Lineage: Eukaryota; Metazoa; Chordata; Aves; Passeriformes; Pipridae.
UGGCGGCCACGUGUGCGGCCAUGGCGGACGGGCUGGAGCCGGACCUGGCGGCGCUGCGGGGGGAGCUGAGCGGCCCUGCCGCGCUCUCUGUGCUCAUCGCGCUCAUCGCCGUCGCCAUCACCUUCCUGAUCUGGCGGUUCGUGCAGGGCAGGAGGAGCAGCAGGAAGGCCGUGCUGCUGCUGGGCCUCUGCGACGCGGGGAAGACGCUGCUCUUCGCGCGGCUGCUGUCGGGCAGAUACCGGGACACCCAGACCUCGAUCACCGACAGCUCGGCCACAUACCGGGUCAGCCGGGACAAGGGCACCAAUGUGACCUUGAUCGACCUUCCAGGCCAUGAGAGUUUGAGGCUCCAGUUCUUGGAGAGGUUCAAGGCUGCAGCCAGAGCCAUUGUGUUUGUGGUGGACAGUGUGGCCUUCCAGCGGGAGGUGAAGGACGUGGCAGAGUUCCUGUACCAGGUCCUGGUCGAUGGCACCGUCCUCAAGAACGCGCCCGCGCUGCUCAUCGCCUGCAACAAGCAAGAUGUCACAAUGGCAAAAUCAGCAAAACUUAUUCAACAGCAGCUGGAGAAAGAGCUCAAUACCUUACGGGUGACCCGCUCUGCAGCCCCCACCAGCCUGGACAGCUCAGGGGGUCCUGCCCAGCUGGGCAAGAAGGGCAAGGACUUCGACUUCUCCCAGCUGCCUAUGAAGGUGGAAUUCGUGGAGUGCAGUGCUCGGGGCAGCAAGGGGGAGGAGGGAGAUGCUGACUUGGAGGGCCUGGAGAAAUGGCUGGUGAAGGUCGCCUGAACAGGGAAGGGCGGGGCUUGGGGGGCAGGACACUUGGGGGCUGAAGAGAAGAAGAUAGUCUGGAGCACUUAAAUCUCAUCUGGCUGUAGAAAGAGGAACCUGAAGCUGGAAUUGAGGACUAUGGGAGAUUUUCCCAGGUUGUGUUUCAUUGCACAUUGCAGUGUCCUACUGCAGGAAUAUUUUUCCCUUUUUUUUUUGUGGCUUUCUCUUGUUUUAGAGUUGAGGGAGUGGCUGGCUCCUGGCAGACUCUUUUUGUCCUUUGGAGACCCCUCCUCUCCAGUUUGGUGCUUCCUCCAUCGCUCAGCUCAUCUGUUGUGUUCUUUUCUUUGGGGCUUUCCCUGUUUCCCUGUAGCAUUACCAAGUGUUGGGAAGAGCAGGAACAGCCUUCCCAAAGCCCUGUGCCCAUAACAAAGCUGAUCCUUGUAUUUCUAGUCUCAGGAACCCAGUAGCUCUUCCACUAUCCAUACAGGAGGUGGGGAGGGUUAUAUUUACCAAGGAUAUUAUAUUCUUCUAUUUCCUGCAGCCAGAGUCUUGUCAGAACAUGUUUGUCAUGCUUUGAGCUCCUUUAGCUGAAGAUCCAAGGCUGCCUGCUUCAAAUCCAUGGUGCCCAUGGUUUUGGGCAAAAAAUUGCUGGGUUUUUGGGUGGUUGUUCUUGUGAAGAUGCAUCUCCUUGAAAAGUAGAGGCCAAGCACCAGCCUCUGUGCAAGGGGGAUGGAAAGGUACCAAUGAGACCACGGUUGGUUUUAAGUUAUUAUUUUUAAAAGUAUUCCUGAAAUAAAUUUUUUUUUUUGCUUAA